AUGGCCUGUAGAAUUUGGGAGCUGCUUUACGGUGGAAAUCAUUUUAGAACCAACAAAUCUGCAGCUCUCUUUAUGAACUCAACGCGUUAUCACUCUUCACAAGAUGUUUACGACAUGCAAUGGUAUCGGAAUGAGUUUCCAAAGAUAAUAAAGUUGACUCGAUUGCUUGCAAAUGUGGAUACAAUUAAUGGAAGACUUGUCGAUGUAAAUAGUAAUUCAACCAUUUUUGAUGAUGAAAUCGAUCAUCAAAUGCGUACGUUCAAGUCUCUUGUCCGAGUGUUUAUUGGGUCUCCGUUUGUUCAGCAUAAAAUGAGAUGUGUUUUACCCCCCACCACAAAUACACAACAUGAUACAUUUACCCCUUUUAGUAAAACAACCGAAAGAGAAUCUAUGGUGGUUGAUUCGCUGACUAAGGUGAGCAAUUUUCUGAAUGUUUCUGCUCAACAGAGGAAGGUGGUUCGUUUCAAAGUAUGCCCACAGGUUACACAGCACCAUAUAUGGACUGGUGCACUUAAAGAAACUCUGAAUAAUUUUGUAGUUGAUUUGGAUUCUUUGGGUUCUCAGGGCUUGGAAGAAGGUGCUAUAUUGGGUCAGCAAAUUAUUCAUAGCUGCUUGAAAUUUCUGACGGAAACUGCCAGUUUUUCUGACGCUGAUUCAUCUUCAUGGAUGAAGUUUUCACCUACAAAAAUUGUUACUUCUUCUGAGUCCCAGAAAUGGGAAGAUGUUCUUGCAAUGUUCAAUGACCUAAUUAAAUGCUGUAAAAGUGAAACAAGAUUAAAGUCGCAUGUGGCUAAGGUUGAGGUCAUGAAGGAGGGGCUUUUACAUAUCAAGGAUAUUAUGAUUGAUAACAGUAUUGCAUACAAGGAUGCUCGAUAUCUCCAAAACCUAGUGCAGAAGAAGCUUUCCAAAACGUUGGGCCACUCAUCUGGUUGCUUAUUUACUUUAUUACAAUAUUACCUCUAUGGAAGAGUCACAGAUAUUGAAGUAGACUUGUGUGGUGGGAUUUAUAGAAAUGGAAAUGAUAGCAGGUUUUGCUUGUUUAUGGGGAGAAUUUUGACUUCAGAUAGUGACAGGAUGGUUGGGCGUGGUGUGAAGCAGUUGGAUCGAGCACUUGGACUUUUCAAGUUUGUAUGGGAAACAGCUGGAUUGGAAGGGAUUUUGGAAUUGCAAGGCCAUUUAUGGUGUGUUGGAGCAAACAGUAGGAUGCUUAGAUAUAGAGGAAACAUGUAUUUCGUGCAUGGUGUUUGCCUUUGA
This is a messenger RNA of Lathyrus sativus (Indian pea), 1254 nucleotides long. NCBI's taxonomy places the organism in Eukaryota, Viridiplantae, Streptophyta, Magnoliopsida, Fabales, Fabaceae. The record is from the annotation of a GenBank genome assembly.